Molecule: messenger RNA, 1561 nt
Organism: Manihot esculenta (cassava)
Lineage: Eukaryota; Viridiplantae; Streptophyta; Magnoliopsida; Malpighiales; Euphorbiaceae
Product: pre-mRNA-splicing factor 18
Exons: 2
Coding region: 127-1368 (413 amino acids)
Biological process (GO): RNA splicing; generation of catalytic spliceosome for second transesterification step
Cellular component (GO): U5 snRNP; U4/U6 x U5 tri-snRNP complex; U2-type post-spliceosomal complex
Source: RefSeq, a predicted model, not a curated record
UCUUAAUCCCCAACUCACCCACCCGUUAGACCCGGAAAAUUCGCAAUUCCUAAUUUCCCACACCCAAGAAUACAGCCAUCCUCCUUUGAUCGGCUUCAGCAGCGUUCUCAACCAGACAAACCCUAGAUGGAUAUCCUCAAGCAAGAACUCCUCAAGAAACGUCAAUCCCUGGCUCAAGACACCGGUGGAAAACGCGUCUUCAAGCGUUCUGAAAUCCAACAGAAAGAAAUACAAAAGCUCCGUGAAGAAGAAAAACGGGAAUUAGAAGCCAAAGCCCAACGCCAAACCGCUGCUGCCUCUACAACCACAACUUCCACUAAAUCCACCACCACCGCCACUUCUACUGUCACGGCCACCACCUCCACCUCCAUCGCUACCACCAAAUCCCUAACAAAUGAACAAAACAUCGAUAAUCUCGUCCUCCCUAAACAAGAGGUCAUCCGUCGGCUUCGAUUCCUAAAACAGCCCAUCACUCUCUUUGGUGAAGACGACGAUGCUCGGCUUGACCGAUUGAAGUACGUCUUGAAGGCCGGAAUUUUUGAGGUCGAUAACGACAUGACUGAGGGGCAGACCAACGAUUUUUUGCGUGACAUUGCUGAGCUGAGAAAGCGCCAGAAGACGGGAAUUCUUAGCGAGCGGAAGAGGAAGGAUAGGGAGGAAGGAGGGGGGGAGGAUGGAGAGGUAGGAGAAGGGGAGGGGGAGCUGAGCGCCGAUGGUGGCUCCAGUGGUGUCGAUGUUGAUAAGGAUUUGAAGCGGAUGAAGGCCAAUUUUGAAGAGUUGUGCGAUGAGGAUAAGAUUCUUGUGUUCUUUAAAAGGUUGUUGAAUGAGUGGAAACAGGAGUUGGAUGAGAUGCCUGAGGCGGAGAAGCGGACUGCUAAAGGGAAGUCAAUGGUUGCUACCUUUAAACAGUGCGCUAGAUAUCUGAAUCCACUGUUCAAAUUUUGUAGGAAGAAGGUUCUUCCUGAUGAUAUUCGUCAAGCGCUGCUAGUGGUUGUUGAAUGCUGCAUGAAGCGAGACUACCUAGCUGCCAUGGAUCAUUAUAUUAAGCUGGCAAUUGGUAAUGCACCAUGGCCAAUUGGAGUCACUAUGGUCGGUAUUCAUGAACGUUCUGCUCGUGAGAAGAUUUACACCAAUAGUGUGGCCCACAUUAUGAAUGAUGAGACUACCCGCAAAUACUUACAGUCAGUCAAGAGAUUGAUGACCUUUUGCCAACGACGCUAUCCAACUGCGCCAUCUAAAGCAGUAGAAUUCAACAGCUUGGCAAAUGGCAGUGACUUGCAGUCUUUACUGGCAGAAGAAAGGUUUUCUGGUGGUAACCAGCCAUUAGAAGGAAGGCUUCGUCUGAUGCCUACUCCAGAGGAGAAUUAGAUAUCAAAUGUAAAAUAAUUUUCCUGUAUAAUUCUUAAUGCUACUUAUUUGUUUAAUGCUCUAGCGUGCAGUGAUAGAUUCACACUGAUGGACCCUUGUGUCGUUGUUGGUUUAUUUACUUGAUGCUUCUAGCAAUCUGAAGCAUGGACUGAUGAGCAAUUUCUACAUAUUAGCACCGACUCUUCUAUUCCAA